UAGAAAAACUAGCAACAAUUUAUGUAGCAUAUUUAUUUUCUUAUUGGUAUAGCUUUAAAUAGUAAUUCGCGAACAUGUGUGUUAAUUGAAGUGACGUUUAUUAAAUAACAAAAAGAGUAGAAUGACCUGUGUUUUUUAUUUUCUUGUUUAAUAUAAUUGAACGCAAUGUUUCGGAGUCGAAGUUGGUUUGGUGCAUCUUGGGGAAGGCCUAAAAAUCCCCAUUCUUUGGAGAGGUUAAAAUAUCUACAUAACAUUCUGUCUAAAAACACAACCGUAUCAGAGAGUAACCGCGGUACCCUCGUGGAAUCUUUGAGAUGUAUUGCAGAAAUCCUGAUAUGGGGUGACCAGAAUGACAGUUCUGUGUUUGAUUUCUUUCUAGAGAAGAAUAUGCUCUCUUAUUUCCUUAAAAUAAUGAGACAAAAAUGUGGCGGAUCUUCUUAUGUCUGUGUUCAGUUAUUGCAGACAUUAAACAUUUUAUUUGAGAAUAUUAGGAAUGAAACAUCCUUAUAUUAUUUACUAAGUAACAACCAUGUUAAUUCAAUAAUAGUUCACAAGUUUGAUAUAUCAGAUGAAGAAGUUAUGGCAUAUUAUAUUUCAUUCUUGAAGACUUUAAGCCUGAAAUUAAAUAAUCACACCAUACAUUUCUUUUAUAAUGAGCAUACAAAAGAUUUCCCACUGUACACUGAGGCAAUAAAGUUUUUCAACCAUCCUGAAUCAAUGGUUCGAAUCGCGGUACGCACUCUUACAUUGAAUGUAUACAGGGUGCAGGAUGCCAGUAUGCUUCGGUUUAUAAGAGAUCGGACUGCAGCGCCUUAUUUCAGUAACUUAGUUUGGUUUAUCGGAAAGCAUAUAUUGGAACUAGACGCAUGUGUCAGAAAUGAUGCUGACCAUCAAUCUCAACAAAAAUUGGACGACUUAGUUGCAGAGCAUUUAGAUCAUCUGCAUUAUAUAAAUGAUAUUUUAUGUUUAAAUAUACCAGAUCUCAAUGAUGUUUUGACAGAACAUUUGUUACACAAACUGCUUAUCCCUUUAUACAUUUAUUCUUUAACUUGUGAACCGACUAAAAGACCUGUCACUUCGUCCCCUUAUAAUAGAGACCAUAUUCAAAGUAUAGAAGUUAUUACAAGAAACUUAGAAGCUAUUUUAAAAGGCAAAAACACUGAUAUACCAACAAGAAUGAACUAUCCUAUACAAAGAAUAGAAUCGGAAGAGGAAACUAAACCUUCAGUAUCUUGUGUCGUGGCUUUAUUCUUGUUAUCUCAAGUAUUCUUAAUCAUUACCCACGGUCCAAUAGUCCAUGCACUAGCCUGGAUUAUUCUGCAAUCAGAUUUAUCAGUAUUCGAAGAAGGUGCAACUAAAAUAUUAGAAAUGUAUCUAAGUAAAGCAAAAACUAAUGUCAAAUUGGAAUUCUCGAAACCACAAUUGAGUUUAGAGAAAGCUCUAGAAACAUCCGGACAAGAAAGAGAUUACACUACACCAGAGUACAGUGGUGCAAAAGCUUUUGGCUACGAUACAGAUCAUUCCAGUUGUGAUCUUGAUCCAGAACUUGUGUCGACUUCCCUACCUUCAACAUCACAUAUAAGUGAAACAUCAAGUAUAGCUCAUGACUCUACUGAAGAUCUAGUGACACAAAUACAAUCUAUUAAAUCUUCUAUAGUUUCAGCACAAAAUAUGCCCGAUUCACCAUUACCGGAUUCCGGUAUUGAUUCUAGCUCGUCUAAAACUAUGUCAGAUUUAAAUAAUAUUACCGAUGAAGAGAAACAGAAAUUGUUAGCUGUUAUACCCAGUACGUCAGCUGAAAAGAAUAUGCCUAUAGAAAAUAUUUUAGAGAUAGAAUUGAAAGAAAUUGAUAAAAGACCAUUCUUAAGGACGGUUCUAGAUUCUUUAGAUUGCAGUGAAAACGAUUACAAAGCGUUGUUCGCUUUAUGUCUGUUAUUUGCUUUAAUAAAUAACAAAGGAGUGAAUACUGAGCUGUUGGAUACGUUAUUAUGUCCUGAAGAAGAUACCACAUCAAGGAAUUCAAACGUAAGUGUUCAAGAAGAAGGAUCAGAUGUCGCUAGUGGACAAAGAGAUACUCCAGUGCGAACAAAGCAACCUCUACAAAGUUUCAAUGCACUUCUCAUAAAUAAGCUGAUGGCUAUCGCUAACCUCAGUUGUAAGCCAGCAUCCAAAGUGAGAUUGGUGACAUGCGAGCUGAGUGUGUGUUUGUUACGUAUGGCGCUGCAAGGUACGAGCGGGGUUCCAAGUGUACAUCACAUCGCCGCAGCGGAGACGUUACGCGCACGCGCAGCCGCAUUGGCUAGGAAUUUCUACAAGUGUGAUGAUAUCUUUCUAGAUAUGUUCGAAGACGAAUAUUGUGAAAUGAGCAAACGUCCAUUAAACGUUGAAUGGUUGUGUAUGGACGCCGCCAUUUUGUUGCCGCCCACUCGCACGCCCAUGUCGGGGAUUGCGUUCGCGAAACGACUGCCCAGCGGAGAGAUGGAGCGAGCUCGUCGUGCGAUACGAACUUUCUUUCUCAUCCGCGACUUGCACUUGAAGUUGAGUGGUCGCGCGGACACACAACUGCCGCUCGCCAACCCCGGACACUUCGUGCAGGUCGGCGACGUCCUCGACCUCAAUGAUUCAGAUCUGAUCUCAUGCGACAUAAUACAGAAGGACGGCACUUGGCACCAUAGGUUUCUGGCGGUGGACCAUUUCCAGAUCAUCUUGGUGGAGCCUGACAAGCAGAAGAUGGGUUGGGGCGUUGCCAAUCUCGUCGGCAGCUUGCAGGAUCUAGAAAUCCAAGGCGACAAGGAGGACCCUCGUUGCCUGCAGCUGACGGUGCACAAGCCGCGUGUGGGCGUGGGCGCGCCCCCCCGCACUGUGCUGCUGCGCGCUAAGUUCAAGUUUGACGACCACAUCCGCAGCAUGGCCGCAAAACAACGUCUCACCAAGGGUCGUACGAAAGCCCGUCAGAAGAAGAUGCAGCAGAUCGGGCGACUGCUGGAGGUGUCGGGCAUCUCCGCGCCCGCGCUCGCCACAAGACAUCGCCCGCUGUUCACAAGACCCGGUCUUUCCACCGUGCGAAGAUCUUCGGGUGGUGAGAGCGAGGAGUGCGAGCGGCGGCUGCGCAGACCGAGCGGACAUUUGCUUAAAGAUGGCAUUGUUGUGUACCGCGAGAGGACCAGCAGAGAGAGCAGUGUAUCAAGAAGCAGCAGUACUCAGGGGUCACGAGAGGGCUCUCCGCGUCCCCGAUCUGAAGAUAUACCUCUAGAAGAUAUCAGAAGGAACAUGGCAGCAGCAACGCCUGUCACAACACAGAGCCAACCGAGUACAUCGAGUCAACCUUUAAAAGUGGUUACAACAUCCUCUGAAGAAACUUCCUUCAUCUCUGGAGAGGUGCCGCGAUACAAAAGAAAGGGAAUAGUCGAGACCAUAUGAUAUUAGCCUUUAUUUCUAACACAGUAAGGUAUGAAAUCGAAUGUUUUAAGGAUUUAUGCAGAUUAUCUUCAUAUGAAGAAAAUAAUCUAUGCAAUAUGCUUGAUUCUGG
Molecule: messenger RNA, 3529 nt
Organism: Papilio machaon (common yellow swallowtail)
Lineage: Eukaryota; Metazoa; Arthropoda; Insecta; Lepidoptera; Papilionidae
Gene: ema
Product: protein CLEC16A homolog
Exons: 16
Coding region: 166-3420 (1084 amino acids)
Biological process (GO): regulation of autophagosome maturation; endosomal transport; endosome to lysosome transport
Cellular component (GO): endolysosome membrane; late endosome
Source: RefSeq, a predicted model, not a curated record